Molecule: messenger RNA, 4800 nt
Organism: Lytechinus pictus (painted urchin)
Lineage: Eukaryota; Metazoa; Echinodermata; Echinoidea; Temnopleuroida; Toxopneustidae
Product: large ribosomal subunit protein uL24m-like
Exons: 5
Coding region: 33-701 (222 amino acids)
Biological process (GO): translation
Cellular component (GO): mitochondrion; ribosome
Molecular function (GO): RNA binding; structural constituent of ribosome
Source: RefSeq, a predicted model, not a curated record
AACCAUCCAGAUUCUAAACGCAGCAAAUUACCAUGGUGCGCCUGACGGAUCUCCUGCUCAUGGCAAGGAAGCAGAUCCCUGCCUGGAAGAAGGUCAAUCGACACUACCGCUAUACCAUGUCAAGGCCCUGGACCAUCCAGGCCCAGAUACAGAACCUUCCCGGGAGGGAUCGUCCUAAGGUCCAGGUGGAACCAAUCAACGAAUGGAAGAUCUUUAGAGGUGACUUGGUUCAGGUCUUGAAGGGGAGAGAUACAAGCAAACUUGGACUUGUCCUAGAUAUUGUUAAGCAGAGAAAUUGGGUCAUCGUUGAAGGCUUGAAUUGUCAUUAUAGGAGGAUAGGGAGAAUGCCAGGAUACUCUGGGACAAUGGUCAAAAGUGAAGGACCCUUGGAUGUUAGGGAAGUUGCACUUGUGGACCCUUCAGACAACAAACCAACGGACAUUGAUUUCCGGUACACGGAAGCAGGAGAGAAGGUACGGGUUUCCAGACGGACGGGGAGAAUCAUCCCCAUACCAAUAGUAGACUCUGAUUCCAGAGAUUACAAGAGCAAGGAAAGCUAUGUCGAGCAACCCAAAGACUCUGUUGCAGAGGACGUGUGUAAAAGAACAUUUGAACCCUCAUUGAAGACGGUCGAAGAGGAGCUCAUGGAAGCAUAUGAUAUCAAAGAAACAAGGAAACGUGGCAAGACUUACUGGUAUUGAGGACCUUUGUAGUCCCAUGGAUGAGAGGAUUUGGAACUCCGAGCUGAGAUAGACAAUGCCAAUAAAGACUUCCCAGUGUAAGCUUUUAUGGAGGGAUUUGAUUUCUAUGCAGUGUUAAUGCAGCAAUAGGUGCUGUCUUCUCACCCAGGGGCGAAUCAAGCAUCUAUUAUCCCAUAGAUGCUGUGCAUUUGUUAUCUUGUGCUCGCCGCCCCCCCCCCCCCUAUGGAAAAAUCAUCACCUAGUCAUCCCUGUUCGGACAUUGCCUGAGUCAAGCAAAGGAAUGUCUGUGAUCCGAUUCCGAGGUUCAGUCCCCCCGAGUCAGUCUCGUAGAUGCAGCGAUAUCAGAGGGAUUCCAUGGAUUAUGACAGCGCCUGGUUUUAGCAAAUUGCCAUUUUAAACACCAUGAAAACUCAAAACAGAGUGAACAGGGCCCUGUAAUAUAAAGCUUAGUGAUUGAUAGUGGGGCAGAUAACUGUGAUAGAUCACUCACAGUAAUCGGUGCAAUCAACCCCAUAAAGCAAUCCCACAAACAGUUUCUAAGCUCUAUGCUACUUGGACCCAUAUGACAUUCAGUUUCUACUAUAAAGAGAUCGUAGGAUGAUGAUACUGGUGGUUUUGUGUAGAGUACAGAAGAAGAAUAAAGUGACUGUAGAGAAUGAAGCUGACAAGAUUUCUGGUUAAAUUUUUUCUGACGAAAUUCCACACUUCACAUUCACAGAGUACUUUUUGUUUGUGUCAAACACGGACAGGUUAUGUUGAGGAGGCACAUUUAAUUUGAUCAAUGAUAUGAGGAUAUCAACAAAAAAUAAUCCUGUAUUGAUAAAAUAAGAUAUUUAUAUUUCUGCAGAACUUGAAGUUACCAGGGAACUUUGUCUCAAAAUUGCCUAGUUAUGUUUUACAAUUUUGAUUGAUACUGUGUAAUAAAUAAAAGUAUAUAAAUUUUCUUGUGUUAUUUUCAAAUUUAUUGUUUUCCAGUAUUAUAUAUUUGCACUUUAAUUUAAAAACAAAUAGAUAAUGAGACAUAUAUGCCGUGUAUCAGAGGUAAAAAAAAUCUCUGAAAUAUUUUAGUAACUGUUGCGUUUUCCCAUCAGAAAGUUUUAUUGCUAACAUGAUCACAUUACAUUGAUGAGUAUAAUAUAAUACUAAUUUAAUGCUAAUUUGAUGUGGUGUGAUUUAUUAGUGAUAAUGUUCUCUCUAAUAUCUUUGGAUCUCAAAACUAGUAAAAUAGUAUUGGCUGAUGUCGUGGCCCAAAAAAGAAAGCUCAUAGUGGGAUGCUGUACAGCAAUAUUAUCCUGUAAUUCUCUUUAAUUUUUGGUUUUGUGGCAACUGAAAAGUAUAGCUCAUUUACAUCACAUUGAUGAGCAAUAUGAAGAUAUCCAUGUAAGGCCUCCAUACAUUUGAUGAGGAUCUCAAAUCCUUUUUCUCUCCAACUUUAUUAUGAUGAAUCAGUUGUAAAUUUAAGUUAGAAUCAAGUUUUAAAAUCAUUCAGUUUUCUUUUAAAAUAAUAUUUUCAUAAUGGCAUGAAAUUUAUUUGUAAACGAUGGUUUUCAUUCACUUUUAUAAAUUAUGGAUUUUUUGCAAAGAAGUUGAUCAAAAGGCUUGUACGGUGUCUCAUGAGUGGUGACAUGAAAGACCGUCCUUGCAAGAUCCUUUCAAGCGAUUGGCCAAAGAUUAAUUCUGGUGAACAGAUACAAACACUUGGGGGUUGUCAUUGCAUCAGAUUCUCUUCAAAUUAUUUCAUGAUCAGUUGUCAAAAUGAGAGUUGAUAUUCCUAUCCAAUUCUUAUGUUUUCCUUGAGACGCCAUUAACCAUAAGUUAAAGGGGAAGAUCCCUCUGACAAAAAGUUGGUGUGAAUUAGAGCAGGAAAAAAAAUGAAAGAAAAGUUCCCCAAAAUGUCAUUUUUUUAGAAACUGAAAGUGAUUUUAUUUAAUAGGGUGGAAUAUAUCAGACACAUCAUUUUUUUAAAUUGAUGGAAUGUAUAUUGCAUGUACAUGACAUAAUGGGGGAAUGGCUCGCAUAAGACAUCACAAAUAAAAAAGAAUUGAAAUUUUGUGAUUUUGUCUUAUUCUUUGAUGGGUUUAAUCAAACCUUUACAUUUUUCCCCUCUAAUUUCUCUGCUUUUAUUACAACAAACGUCUCGUCAGGAUGAAGACAUUAAAAGUUUUGCAGAAUAUCACCCAAAAAAAUUACUAGAACAUGAAUAUCCUGAUUAAUAUGUAAAUAAGGUAACUGAUGAUGUCGCCCACUCACGUUUUCUUUUUCAAUCUAUUAUAUGGAAUAUUGCAUUUUUUCUUUACCAGAAUGUUAAAUAAGGUUCAUUUCUCCAUGAACACGUGGAGUUGUCUUUAUUGUAACGUAUGAAUAGGUUCAAUACCGUCGGCUCUACAAAAAUCAAUAUUCUAUGACUCAUACUGUAAAGAAAUGAAAUAAGUGGUGGUAAGUCAGAGAUGACAUUUGCAUGUCACUGUGUUUUGCAUAUAACUAUUUCGUAAAAAAAUAAGCAAAACUUGAAAUAGUCAUGAAAUUUUUAUAUCUAAAGGACAAGUUCACCCCAACAAAAAGUUGAUUUGAAUUAAAAGAGAAAAAUUAAAAUUAAAAAAAGCCACGCAUAACACUGAAAAUUUCAUCAAAAUCGGAUGUAAAAUAAGAAAGAUAAAACAUUUUUAAUGUUUCGCUUAGUUUUACAAAAUACAAUGUAUGCACAUCCCGGUCGGUAUGCAAAUGAGGGAACUGAUGACAUCACUCUUUAUUUCUCUUGUAUUUUAUUAUAUGAAACAUGAAAUAUUGUUUUCUCCUCAUUGUCCUGUGAAACAAAUAUUUCUCCCUGAACAUGUGGAAUUACCAUUGUUAAACAUAUACUGUUCAGUCAAGUUGAUCUUUACUGUCAAAUCUGUAAAAAUUGAAAUAUUGUAUACCGUAAUUCAAACAAUAAAAAACUAAAGAAAUAGUGCGUGAGGGACAUCAUCGAUUCUCUUAUUUGCAUGUGACUAAACUGUGCAUAUAACUAUUUUGUGAAAAAUAAGCGAAACUUUAAAAUGUCAUAGCUUUCUUAUUUUACAUCCCAUUUUGAUGAAAUUUUCAGCAUUAUGCUUGUCUGAUUUUCCCUAUUGAUUUAAAUCAACAUUUUUCUGAGGUGGACCUUUAAUCUGAUUUUGAUUAAAUUUAAUUAUGCUUGUUUGAUUUUUCCUCUUUUUAUUUGGAACAAUAAACGUUUUGCUGGGUGGACUAUACGUCUACUUUAAUGGCGGUGGGGGUCAAUUUGACCCCCUAUUGUUUCAUAUGACUAUGGUUCUUACAUACAACUCCAUAUAUAUUGCGUACAAAUCAUUUCAAACAACAAAUAAUGAGACAUGAAUGCAGUGAAGUUGGGUAAUCUUAGUUGUCAAAGUUGUAAUUUUAAAACCUCAUAAGAAUUUCAAUAAGUACUCUGUACAAUAUACAAAGAUAAGUUAGACAGUCACGACUGACAAAUUUGCAUUUGAACGUUUUUCUUCAAAAUUGUUGGUUCCAUGAUUAUAAAUACAACAUGUAUAGCCUUAAAAAAUGAAAUGAAAGGGGAUGUUUUCAACAUUGGCAAAUGUAAAUGUAACAUGAAACUAACAUGAUCUCAUCAACACAAAUAUAAUAAAUACUGUAUGUGUUUAUUGAUUCUAAAGGGGGUCUCGCAAUCUGUCGUGCAACUAUUUGCGAUGGUUGUGAUCAUGUACAAAAUAUACAGGUGAAUGGUAGCAUUGUAGCAAAUGGUUGCACAACUAAUUGUGAAAGUCCUUUAAAUAGAGUAUUCAAACGAUGAUGCUCUAGAACACUUUUCUUUUAUAUUUCUGUGCUUUGGACAUCACAUUUUGGCAUGAGAAAACAACCAAUGUCCCAUAUUUGGUAGGAACUGGUUCCUGGGGGCCUGGGCCCAGGGAUAUGCCACAAGCAUACCUACAAGUACUUGGUCCCAAUGAAACUGGUGUAUUUUGGCCUGGUUACAAGAAUAGUUCUGAACCAUGCCUGUAAUAGGUCCCCAUGCCUUAUGUCAAAUUUGGUGUCAUCAUUUGCUACCAAAAAAUAUGAUCAUAAAUAUGUUGUGACACAGACACACACAAAACAAAAA